This is a messenger RNA of Dictyostelium discoideum AX4, 195 nucleotides long. RefSeq lists its product as hypothetical. The record is from RefSeq and is a predicted model, not a curated record. The coding region runs from base 1 to 195 and encodes 64 amino acids. NCBI's taxonomy places the organism in Eukaryota, Evosea, Eumycetozoa, Dictyosteliales, Dictyosteliaceae. The transcript has a single exon.
AUGAAUAAUCCUAAUAUUGUUCCACCACAUUUUAAUCAACAUCAACAACAAAAUCAUAACCAAAAUCAACCACCUCAUCAUAUGAAUAAUCCAAAUAUCAUACCACCACCCCAAAGAUUUAAUAACUCAAAUGUGGUGCCACAUUUCAACCAACUAUCAAAUCAAAAUCAACCACCCCAACGACCUCAAUAUUAA